UAGUAGAAGAGGCCUCUGGCUGGUUCGAAGCAAUUUCGUGUUUUUUGACGAAGAGAAGAAAAUAGGUGCGGCCCCUAUUGUAGAGAGAGAAAGUAAGAAAUUUCUAGAGAGAGAGAGAGAUGGAGGACGAGAAGGUGAAGAAGGAGGCGAUGGAGAUAAUGGGAAUUUUUCAAGAGCUGCCUCGUUUGGUCGUCUUCGAUCUCGACUACACUCUCUGGCCUUUCUACUGUGAAUCUCGAUCCAAGCAUGAAAUGCCAUCAUUGUUCCCCCAUGCACAAGGCAUCCUAUAUGCACUUAAGGACAAGGGAAUCGAUGUCGCCAUUGCAUCUAGAUCGCCAACUGCCGAUAUAGCAAUGACAUUUCUUGAGAAAUUGGAUGUCAGAUCAAUGCUUGUAGCCCAGGAGAUCUUUUCGAGUUGGACACACAAAACAGAGCACUUCCAAAGAAUUAAUAGGAGGACCGGGGUGCCUUAUAAUUCAAUGCUCUUUUUUGACGACGAGGAUCGCAACAUAGAAGCAGUUUCGAAAAUGGGAGUGACCAGCAUCUUAGUUGAAGACGGGGUAAAUCUUGAGGCUUUGAGGGAAGGGCUCAUGAAAUUUUCUCAAAUUCCAGGUUCAUCAAAUGCCUCCUAGCAGACACAUUCCCUAAAGAGUCUCAAGUUCGAGUACCCUUAAUUUGCCUAUCAAAAACAAAUUUAAAAAAAGGUGGUUCGUCAAAUAGAGUAAACAAAAAGAAGUAGUGUUUUUUUUGUUUAUUUGCACUACAAUUUGAGCCAUUGAAAUUGUUCUGUGUUGGCAGGGAUACUUUUGCCAAUGCACAUUGAAUUGUUUAAUCACACAUUGUCAUAUGGAUACCUAGGUAUUGAUUAGUUUCUAUUGUCAUAUUUAUACAGAUUGUUGCCAAGGAA
Molecule: messenger RNA, 907 nt
Organism: Camellia sinensis
Lineage: Eukaryota; Viridiplantae; Streptophyta; Magnoliopsida; Ericales; Theaceae
Molecular function (GO): acid phosphatase activity
Source: RefSeq, a predicted model, not a curated record